UUGGGACGGCGGAGCUAGUUUCUGGUAGAGCCAGUCAGACGGACGCACGGAACAGUUCGUAGACACAGCAAGGUCGUGUCCCGUCCUGGGUAGUUGGAGUGUCUUUUGGACCAAGAUGAUGUGCACAGCCGUUCGGGCCGGGGUUCUGUCCCCGUACUUCCAGGUUACUAAACACGCCGUGAAGGGCCUGGUGUCCGCCGGAGCCAAGGGGCCGCUGCCCGCUGCUGCUGCUGGAGGAAUCCGCCUCGCCCAUACAGACAUCAAGAUUCCCGACUUCUCAGAGUACCGUCGGCCUGAGGUUUUGGAUCCCAACAAGUCCUCCCAAGACAGCGUCGAUGCCAGAAGAUCGUUCUCCUACAUGAUGACCGCAGGCACCCUUGUGGUGAGCAUCUACGCUGCCAAGACGGUGGUCCACCAGUUCGUCUCCUCCAUGAGCGCGUCAGCCGACGUCCUGGCCUUGUCCAAAAUUGAGAUCAAGCUCGGUGACAUCCCAGAGGGCAAAAACAUGACCUUCAAGUGGAGAGGAAAGCCCUUGUUCGUCCGUCACCGCACUCAGAAAGAAAUCUCCGCAGAGGAGGCGGUGAAUCUCGGCGAGCUGCGCGACCCACAGCACGACAAGGAUCGAGUGACCGACCCCAAGUGGCUCAUCGUUCUCGGCGUGUGCACCCACCUGGGUUGUGUGCCCAUCGCUAACGCCGGAGAGUUCGGGGGUUACUACUGUCCUUGCCACGGCUCCCACUACGACGCCUCAGGCAGAAUAAGGAAGGGGCCUGCUCCUCUCAACCUGGAGGUCCCCUACUACGAGUUCCCCAGUGACGACAUGGUGGUGGUGGGAUAGACGCAGGAUUUCUACUCGAGUUUUAUUUGAGCUCCUCUCUAGUGUUUAAGAUUACUUUAUGUAAGAGUUGGGAGUUACAUAAACUGUGUCACGAAUAAAGGCAGAUUUCCAACUUUA
This is a messenger RNA of Stegastes partitus (bicolor damselfish), 955 nucleotides long. It is a transcript of the gene uqcrfs1, whose product is annotated as ubiquinol-cytochrome c reductase, Rieske iron-sulfur polypeptide 1. Gene Ontology annotation, cellular component: membrane. The transcript is spliced from 2 exons. Gene Ontology annotation, molecular function: quinol-cytochrome-c reductase activity; 2 iron, 2 sulfur cluster binding. Bases 116 to 838 code for a protein of 240 amino acids. Lineage: Eukaryota; Metazoa; Chordata; Actinopteri; Pomacentridae. The record is from RefSeq and is a predicted model, not a curated record.